AUGCCUAGUUUCUCAAUUUUCUUUUUUAUUGCAUUUGGCGUAUGGCAAGUUGUUGCCGACAAUUGCAUCGAUGAGUUAUGUGACUUGAAAGGCGCGAUUCCUUUCUCAUCUCCCGGCUAUCCAGGGCCUUACAAUGCCAGCGAUGCCUCUCUAAAAUUGCUACAAGUUAGCAUGGACAUCGACUCAAAUUACGUGAUGGGAGUUCGAUUUUUUCGACUCGAUUUAGCUCCAAAUGAUUGCAUUCAUCUCUGUGAAUAUGAUGACUUUCAAACGUGCAGCAAAACCGGCAAGUUCGACUUUUUGUGCUCGAGCAUGGAUGACGGGAGAUUCACUUACUAUUAUACAAGAUCAAACGAAUUGUACAUGUUCUUGGCUCGCUAUCAAAACUCGAAACCCAGUGACAACGGCACCUUUCCGGGUGUUUUUGGAGAAGUCGUACGAUUGGAUGCGAAAUCAUUGCUUUGGAAUGAUGCAUGCGAAGAGUCGGCGAGCUUGAACGACAGCUCGUACGCUUUAAUUUCUGAUCAUUUCAAUGUUGAUACUUUUACCUACACCAAUGCAUCAUUUGACGUGAACUGCCAAACGAAAUUCUCCACAAAACACUCAAUGAUUCGAGUCGUCGUCUACACGUUUCGUUCAUUUCUCAACGAGCCGAUCGAGCUGACUGGAAUCGAAGCAAAUUCCACCUCUCCGAUCACAAUCUCUAUCAAUGGAUCAGCAGUGCGUCGACAUGGCCUGCCUCGGACGUAUUAUUUCAAAAAAGACCUCACUUUGACUUACAAAUUCACCGCCCGAAGCUACUACUAUUACAUUGUGUUGACCGGAUAUGAUGAUGCCGCAAUCUACGACAGUUGCCUCAACAAUGGUGUCAUCGACAUGAGCAAACAAUCAUCAAUUCCCUUCUCAGCCAUUCCCCUUUCAAUGCAAGCCUAUAAUCCGAACUCAAACUGUCACUGGAAUUUCACGAAUCUUCCUCCUAAUCACCAAUGGCAAUUGUAUGUGGAAGCUUUCAAAACGGAAACUUGUUGUGACGUGCUGGGAAUCGAUUCCCCACUUGAUCCAACCUUUCAACGGCAACAGUUGAGCGGUGACUACACAUAUUAUUUGUAUUCUGGGGCGAAAGACUUUCAAAUGAGUUUUCAAAGUGACGGCAUCGAAUCCUACAAUCGGAUGAGUGGCGUUGUCGGGAUUAUCAACUCUUUACUAGCAACAAUCAAUGUGAACCUUUGCAAGGAUACGUUCUUCGACGCCCACUCGAUGAUGUUGAGCGACAAGUUCACAGCUGUUGUUUAUCGAUUUUCGAAUGCUGAUUGCUCAUCAAACAAAAUCUUGGGCUAUUUCUUUGCUCGAAUAGCUAAAGAACCGUUGGUCACUGUCUAUGAGGGAGAGCUCGACACGGGCACUUAUGUACCCAUCAACAAUCAAGAGUAUCAGUGGGACACUCUGGCCUUCAAGUCAAACGUGGUGACGGUGCGAAUUGUGAGAACUGAUGCAGCCUAUUCGCCGGUUAAUAUGCUCUUCACAACUGACAGCAACCUUUGGGUGUACCAGGGCUACUACCGAUGCUUUAUGGGCGCCAAUAUCAACAUUGAUUAUGGAAAUCAUCCGGCUGGCACGACAAUCGUCGCCUACAGAGGAGCCGUCGAGCCACAAGAUUACCCAAAACUCUUUGGCAGUGCAUUGCUUGCGUUGACGCUGUUGAACGACACAUUGCCUCACAUUGAGCUCUUCCAAGGCGCCUCUUUAAAAGCCGAGGAUCGUAUUUAUGGCGGUCCUUCCACUUGUGACAACAAUCAGACAGCAAACGUUGCGUUUCCUCAACGCGUUUUUGGCACCUAUAUGACAAUCAAAGUCGGAUCUGGAGUGCCUCGAGAUGCCGUGUUGAGAUACUACUGUAAUUCGGCAUAUCAGCUUUAUUUCGAUGUUGCAAAUGACCUGCCGGCUGUUGUCAAUGUGCCAAAGUAUGACAACGGCGGUGUGAAAACGAUUUCGUGGGGAUUCUCAAAUCGUCGAUCGAUCCCCUCCGAUCAACGACUCCAGAUUAGCCUCUUGAAUAAGCUGCCGGCAAAGAGCCAAUUGACGAUCAACUACACAAGAAGUGGAGGAUCAGAUGUCUAUUCAUCACCUAUUUGUCACAUUUUUUACGAUCCAAAUUAUUGGGCGUCAAACAAUGACAUGAUUUUGACAUAUCAAUGGUCGUGCGAAUCGCUGAUCGACGACAAUGAGAGCUGUGGAUCGCCGUUGGCUCUUGAG
Messenger RNA from Mesorhabditis belari, 2253 nucleotides. Lineage: Eukaryota; Metazoa; Nematoda; Chromadorea; Rhabditida; Rhabditidae. The record is from the annotation of a GenBank genome assembly.